AAAAACAAAAACAAAAACAAAAGAAACACACAGUUACACACACGCAUACAUAUAUCUAUAUGUGUAUGUAUUAUUAUAUGAAAAUACGUACUAGUAGUAAAUAAAUAUACCCACCUCUUUCUCUCUCUCUUUGUUAGGCUCCUCUCUCUUUUCCGGACAUGACAUGCUCUCAUCUGCACCACUAAUUCUCACAACUAUCAGAUCGAUGAUUUGAUUGUUUCGUUCUUAAUCUCCGGGGAGGGUUCUGAUUCGAUCGGUACGAUUCUCUUCCCUGCGGUUCUCUCUUGGUUUUCUAGGGUUUUGUGUUCGGAUUCCGGAUCGGAGAAUGUUGACUGCGAUCUUGUUUUCGGGCAGGUAAAUGACUUGUUAGGGUGUAACAGUGAUCAAAGUUUUUAGCAAAUGGCUUCUGUGGGUGUAGCACCGGCGUCUGGUUUGAGAGAAUCCAGUGGCCAUACUGGUGGUGUUGAUAGAUUACCUGAGGAGUUGAAUGACAUGAAAAUUAGGGAUGAUAAGGAAAUGGAGGCCACAGUUGUUGAUGGUAAUGGAACAGAGACAGGUCAUAUAAUAGUGACAACAAUUGGUGGUCGAAAUGGCCAACCGAAGCAGACUAUUAGCUACAUGGCUGAGCGUGUUGUCGGACACGGAUCAUUUGGAGUUGUGUUCCAGGCGAAGUGCUUAGAGACAGGUGAAACUGUGGCAAUAAAGAAGGUUCUUCAAGACAAGAGAUACAAGAAUCGAGAGUUACAAACCAUGCGUCUUCUUGACCACCCGAACGUUGUUUCUUUGAAGCAUUGUUUCUUUUCUACAACUGAAAAGGAUGAACUUUAUCUUAAUCUGGUACUCGAGUAUGUUCCUGAGACUGUUCACCGUGUAAUUAAACACUACAAUAAGUUGAACCAGAGGAUGCCAUUGAUAUAUGUGAAGCUGUACACAUAUCAGAUCUUCAGGGCGUUGUCUUACAUUCAUCGCAGUAUUGGAGUAUGUCACCGGGAUAUCAAGCCUCAAAAUCUUUUGGUGAAUCCACAUACCCACCAGCUCAAACUAUGUGACUUUGGAAGCGCUAAAGUUUUGGUAAAGGGGGAGCCCAAUAUUUCUUACAUAUGCUCUAGGUAUUAUAGAGCACCCGAGCUUAUAUUUGGAGCAACUGAGUAUACCUCGGCUAUUGACAUCUGGUCUGCUGGCUGUGUUCUUGCUGAGCUGCUUCUUGGACAGCCUUUAUUUCCAGGUGAGAGUGGAGUUGACCAACUUGUUGAGAUUAUCAAGGUACUGGGUACGCCAACAAGGGAGGAGAUUAAAUGCAUGAAUCCCAACUAUACAGAGUUUAAAUUUCCACAAAUUAAAGCUCAUCCGUGGCACAAGAUAUUCCAUAAACGCAUGCCUCCAGAAGCUGUUGAUCUAGUUUCAAGACUGCUGCAGUACUCUCCUAACCUACGGUGCACAGCUCUGGAUGCUUUGACCCACUCCUUUUUUGACGAGCUACGUGAUCCGAAUAUGCGCCUGCCAAAUGGACGAUUUCUCCCUCCACUAUUUAACUUUAAGCCUCAUGAGUUGAAGGGGGUGCCAGUGGAGAUUCUGGUGAAAUUAAUACCAGAGCAUGCUCGAAAGCAGUGCCCCUUCCUUGCGUUGUGAUUUGAUGAAGAAUGUUACAAAUCAACGAGUAUUUCCAUAUGGAAAGCUUUGUGUUUCUUCUCUCUAUCUAUGCCCAUAUGUUCUUUUUCUUUCUUUCUUUCUUUUUCCCCCCUUCUAAUGUUUCGAAUUUGUAUUAUCUUGUUUUGUAAAAGCAGAUUUAGGAAAUGAUGCGACUUAAUUUUGCCCAAGCCUCAUUGGGUGUUAUGAUUACCCUGUUUCUGUAUCUCCAACAUAUUGUAACAUUACAUGGAUAAGUAUGAACAUCUGUCUAAAUAUAUUUGAUAUUGGGUUUCCAGUGUA
Messenger RNA from Cornus florida, 1929 nucleotides. Its product is annotated as shaggy-related protein kinase alpha. Gene Ontology annotation, cellular component: cytoplasm. Gene Ontology annotation, molecular function: ATP binding; protein serine/threonine kinase activity. The coding region runs from base 400 to 1629 and encodes 409 amino acids. Lineage: Eukaryota; Viridiplantae; Streptophyta; Magnoliopsida; Cornales; Cornaceae. Gene Ontology annotation, biological process: signal transduction; protein phosphorylation. The transcript has 13 exons. The record is from RefSeq and is a predicted model, not a curated record.